GUCAUUUCCGGUGGGUGCCAUGCCAUGCCAGCCUUGGCUUCAGCUGGUUCUGCUAUCAAACAAUUUGUUACCAAACCAAACGUGACCAAACUAGACGUGCUUUAGAGGGGACUAUGAGAACGUGACGUCCUUUAUCUCAACUAGAGUGUAAUAAUAACGUUGACGUUACUCUGACGGACGGAGUAAACAUAGCUACGUUGUUCUCUGUUACAAUGAGCUCCGUGCCGCUGAAGAGGUUCUACAAGGAGCUGCCGGUGUGCAUAGUGGAUGACCACCAUGAUGUGGUGGGUCAUAUUUAUCGUGCCAUUGCAUCAAGACACCUUCCACUGAAGGACAUAAAGAUGGUCCAUUUAGACUCCCAUCCUGAUCUGCUCAUCCCUGUCAACAUGCCCGCUGACACAGUCUUUGAUAAGGAGAAACUAUUAAGUGAGUUGAGUAUAGAAAACUGGAUAAUGCCCAUGGUCUAUGCUGGCCAUGUGUCAUGUGUGGCGUGGCUGCAUCCAUACUGGGCCCAGCAGAUCAGAGAGGGAGAGCACAGGAUGGCUGUAGGAAGAGACUCGUCCACCACCACCAUUAGGGUGACCAGUACAGACAACUACUUCCUCAGCGAUGGUCUGUACGUGUCGGAGAAGCACCUAGAGAACUCUAAACCGCUCUGGCUGAAUGUGGUCAAAGUCAAUCCUGUUAAACCAAGUCCUGGGCCACUUCCAGAAAAGAAAAGUGAAGAGGACGCCGCGAGACGGUUUGCCAAGAGGCCCCGUACAGAGUGCAGUAAAGCCGGGGAGGCCAGCUGCUCCGAGGCCCCCUUCAGAUGCACCGACACACUGCAACCACCAGAGGGCACCACUGGGGCGAGUUUGGGUGACGAUGAUGAUGAUGAUGAUGAAGGAUCCACCAGUUAUGUCGUUAAGGGAAUAUCUGCGUUUCUAAGCGAGACCGAGCCAUACAUCUUGGACAUUGAUUUGGAUUUCUUUUCAUGUAAGAAUCCCUUCAAGGAAUUAUACACACAGGAAGAGUACACCAUCCUUAAGGAGCUCUACAACUUCAGGGGACCCAGGCCUGAUGCUGCAGAGGAGGAGCUUGAUGAGUGUGUGGAUUUCCGUGUACGUCAGUUAGAAGACCUGGAAGCGGCAUUCGCUGAUCUGCUAGAGGACGAUGGGGAAGAGACGGUUACACGCUGGGCCAGCAACCCUGGCAUGGCUUCAUUAGCCCAACUGGUUUCCAGUUUGAAGUCAAGGAAUCUGUGCCCGGACUAUGAAAUGGUCCAUCAGGCGGGGUUAACCUGUGACACCGUGGAGCUGCCUCACCACAUCAGCACCGACGAGGAGAUCGACAGACUCAUCUCGGCGGUACAGCUGUGUCUGAAGGCUCUGCCCAAACCGACACUGAUUACUAUGUCCAGGUCCAGUCUGGAUGAAUACUGCCCGGUAGAGCAGGUGGAUUCGGUCCAGAGCCGAGUACUGGCGGUACUGGAGAGCCUGUACGGAGCACUGGACUUACACAAAGACUACGAAAACAGCAGCACAGAGACUCAGGACUGUCAACCACAGGCCUCCUAACACACACACACACACACACACGUGUCAUUUUUGGAUUGGAUUUACAGUUUGAUAAAAAAAGGACACGUCAGGGGCUGUUUGUUUCAAUGAAUUCAUGUUAUAUGUUAACAUUAGAAGUGGCCAUAGAUGUUGUAAUACUUGUCAACAAAUAACGUGUGCAGACUCAAACCACUGAACGAUAUUGAAACCCAUUUGAGAGCGAGUAUGUGUCUAUGACAUUAGGAUGCCCCCAGCAGACUGAUGAAUGAAAUGAUUUGGGUUCUUUUUUUAUCCGUUUUUGUAACCUGGCAAUAUUGUUCCAGUUCAGUUUUUCUUGAAGAUCUUAGUUUUUAUUUAGUUUCCUUUUACUAAAAAUAAUUCGUACCGCUUAUUUUCGUUUUACAGUAGUUUACUGCACCAUCUAGUGGAUUGAAAAAGCAAUUGAUUGUAUUAUUUUAGUACCAAAAAAAGUUAAAUUCUCGUGCAAUUUAUAUUUCGAUACUUGGAAUCUGUGUAUCAGUAUUGCCACGGAAGAUACUGCGAUACUAUGCUGUAUAGAUAUGUUUUUUUUUACCCCACCUCUACUCCUCACCUGUACACUGAACGUUGUGUAAAAUCAGUUAUGUGCUCCUUUACUAUUGUUUUACACCGUUUUGUGAAAAAAGUAUACAAAUGGUAGCUAUGACUUUUUGUUUUAUAUAUUCUACUGUAAGUAUAACCAGUGCAUUUUAACUACACAUGGCCAGAAUCUUUUUGUUCUUCUUUUUAAAUAAAGUUUACAAAAUUCA
Messenger RNA from Perca fluviatilis (European perch), 2326 nucleotides. It is a transcript of the gene c11h5orf22, whose product is annotated as chromosome 11 C5orf22 homolog. Bases 213 to 1559 code for a protein of 448 amino acids. The record is from RefSeq and is a predicted model, not a curated record. The transcript is spliced from 10 exons. NCBI's taxonomy places the organism in Eukaryota, Metazoa, Chordata, Actinopteri, Perciformes, Percidae.